AUGCGAAUAUUACGCCGCCCGGCGCCUGCGACUUCAUGGCGGUCCCAUCCUCCCUCGCCUCGACUGCACAUAGUGCUCGCAUCGUCGUGGGGUGGCAUCAGCCGCGCCCGCACGCACUCGACGCUCCCCGAGGAGCGACCCAACGACGGCGGUGAUGAAGAUGCUGCGGGCGACGCCGUGCGACGCCCGCCCUCGCCGCUGCCGCGGCUUCCCUUUCGAUUCGAGACGGGAAUCGGGGUAUUUGCGAAGCGCCCGCCGCGCCCGUUUCCCCCGCCCUUCCUCUCGCGACCGUCCGCCUCCUUCUCGGACCCGCUCAGCACGCACCGCGCCGUCGUCGACGGCGAGGAGAUCCGCGGCCUCACCAACGGCGACGACGCCAUCUACGCGAGCGACUUCUUCAUAUGCGCCAACGACGGCGUAGGAGCCUGGGCGACUCGACCGCGUGGCCAUGCUGGGCUAUGGGCUCGGCUUAUACUCCAUUUUUGGUCGUCGGCUGUCGAAGAGGACCUGAUGCGUGCGUGCGGCAGCGGCGGGGAAGCGGCCGACGACGCGGGGCCGCACCCGGUCGCGUCACUCUCGACGGCGUACAAGAGGACGCUUGAAGCGACCGGGGCACACGACUGGCAAGGCACGACGACGGCCUGCGGCGCGCAGCUACACUUUUCGACGUCGGCCGGCACCGAUACCGGUACUGACACCUCGUCGCCACACGUGGUCCCGGUCCUGUACGUCACCAACCUUGGCGACUGCCAGGUCAUGGUGGUGCGGCCGCAAGACCGGUCCAUCGUCUUCAAGACGACGGAGCAAUGGCACUGGUUCGACUGCCCACGGCAGCUCGGCACCAACAGCCCCGACACGCCGGAGGAAAACGCCGUCGUAGACCGCGUCGAGCUGCAGGUCGGCGACGUCGUCCUCGCUAUGAGCGACGGCGUCAUCGACAAUCUGUGGGCGCACGAGAUUGUCGAAAUUGUGGCGAAGAGCAUCGAUACUUGGGAAAGGUCGUCAUCGGCAACUGAGGACGUGACGGAGAGUGCGCGUCGUCGUGGUGGACGGGCAGGUGGCAUGCGCCAGGCGGCGCAGGACUUGGUCGCAGCCGCCAGGAACAUCGCCUCGGAUCCGUACGCGCAGAGCCCGUUUAUGGAGCACGCCAUCGAGGAGGGCCUUGCAAGCGAAGGAGGCAAGAUGGACGACAUCAGCGUGGUCGCCGCUCUCUGCAUAGAAAACAGCAAGGAGCCGUGA
Molecule: messenger RNA, 1239 nt
Organism: Cordyceps fumosorosea ARSEF 2679
Lineage: Eukaryota; Fungi; Ascomycota; Sordariomycetes; Hypocreales; Cordycipitaceae
Product: Protein phosphatase 2C-related protein
Exons: 3
Coding region: 1-1239 (412 amino acids)
Source: RefSeq, a predicted model, not a curated record